Molecule: messenger RNA, 487 nt
Organism: Carlito syrichta (Philippine tarsier)
Lineage: Eukaryota; Metazoa; Chordata; Mammalia; Primates; Tarsiidae
Product: guanine nucleotide-binding protein G(I)/G(S)/G(O) subunit gamma-5
Exons: 1
Coding region: 41-247 (68 amino acids)
Biological process (GO): G protein-coupled receptor signaling pathway
Cellular component (GO): heterotrimeric G-protein complex
Molecular function (GO): G-protein beta-subunit binding
Source: RefSeq, a predicted model, not a curated record
UACCCCCGAACCACGCAGCUGCCUGGCUCUUGUGCUCACCAUGUCUGGCUCCUCCAGUGUCGCCGCCAUGAAGAAAGUGGUUCAGCAGCUCCGGCUGGAGGCCGGGCUCAACCGCGUGAAAGUUUCCCAGGAAGCUGCAGACUUGAAACAAUUCUGUCUGCAGAAUGCUCAGCAUGAACCUCUGCUGACUGGAGUAUCUUCAAGUACAAAUCCCUUGAGACCCCAGAAAGUCUGCUCCUUUUUGUAGCAAAAGGAGUCUUUCAAAGGUUUCCCAAACCACUUCUUACGAACCAGUGAAUAUUCAAGAGAGCGAAAUUUGAAGCCUGUACAAAAGCUCAUCCCUGCAACUCACAUGCCAUAAUACACAAACUUCUACUUUUGUCAGUCUUUAACAUCUACCUCUCUAAAUUUUCAUGAAUUUCUAUUUCACAAGAGUUACUAUUUUAUAUACACUGGUAGCAGCAUACAAUAAAAUACUUACUAUAAA